AUGUUUCGAUUCUCGUCGUUCCUUGCUCCUCUGAAACAGCUGACAUAUUUCUUUACUGAAAAGUCUUUAACCACGUGCGAAAAAAAAAUGGCUUAUGUUAUUCCAAUUGCUUGUUUUGAAGCUAGGAUAAGUGGGAUACCGCUGAGCUUGAGAAAAUCGAUGCAUUUGAAAUGCAAUACUUGUAUUUUCAAUAUAUCUGACCAAAGCUUCGUUAAGUUCUAUGCAAUUGACAAGAUUACGUUUAAAAAGAUUUUAAAGGUGGUCAAGCCAUAUGUGCAAGUAUCUGCAUUGUCACACCCAAUCCAAUUGGCUGCUGUGUUUCGGUACUUGGUUACUGGUUGCUCUGAGCUUGCUGUGGCCCACGAUUAUCGUGUUAGAAUUGAAAGCAGCAUGCUCGCAAAGAUUCUAAAUAGAUUUAUUCCGUUGCUACAAAAGCUUCUCUGUCAGGCUACUAUAUCAAUCCAAAUGUCCAGGCAACAAAUGCAGAUAUCAUCUAAAAACUUCUGGGAAAAAUAUAAGCUACCAAAAGUAGUUGCCUGUUUGGUUGGAACUCAUAUUGGCAUUAAGAAGCCUGCAAAGGAUUGCUCUGAUUUCCUUAAUAAAAAGGGUUAUUAUAGCUUGAACGUCAUGUUGGUUUGCAACGACAAUAUGGAGAUCAUCGCAAGUGAUGCCACUUUCCCUGGGUCAUGCCGUGAUUCAGUUAUAUGGAACCGUUCCAGGGCCAGAGAAUUAUUGUCCGUCACCUUAAACGGACAUUUUAUUUUGGCGAACUCCAAAUACUCGCAAGAGAGCUUCGUUUUAACUCCCUACAAGAACGCAGAGAUUGGAACAUAUCAGCAUACAUUUAAUUUAAGGCAUGCUCAAGCCAGAAAUAUGGUCGAACAGACUAUUGAAGUGCUUAAAAACCGUUUUCUUUGCCUGCAACGAGGCUUAAAAUAUGAGCCAUCGUUUUGUUGCAUGAUUGUUAAUGUAUGCUGUGCUUUGCACAACCUAUGUGGAUCGCAAAAUUUGACCAUAACUGAUGAAUUUCAAUUCGAAGGAGAUGAUAACGGACAACGUGAACGCGAUGAAAUUGCUCAAUCGCUCUAAGUUUAAGCAUUACCCAUAAAUGCACGGGUAUAAAAACGAGAUAUUAAUGUAGAGUAUCCAUUAAUUGACAAAUAUAAUAAUAAACAUUUCUUCAUU
Messenger RNA from Drosophila melanogaster (fruit fly), 1185 nucleotides. RefSeq lists its product as uncharacterized. Gene Ontology annotation, cellular component: nucleus. Bases 1 to 1089 code for a protein of 362 amino acids. NCBI's taxonomy places the organism in Eukaryota, Metazoa, Arthropoda, Insecta, Diptera, Drosophilidae. The record is from RefSeq and is marked reviewed. The transcript has 3 exons.